Messenger RNA from Dioszegia hungarica, 2619 nucleotides. RefSeq lists its product as uncharacterized. Gene Ontology annotation, molecular function: D-type glycerophospholipase activity. The transcript is spliced from 25 exons. Gene Ontology annotation, biological process: phosphatidic acid biosynthetic process; intracellular signal transduction; cell motility. The record is from RefSeq and is a predicted model, not a curated record. Lineage: Eukaryota; Fungi; Basidiomycota; Tremellomycetes; Tremellales; Bulleribasidiaceae. The coding region runs from base 1 to 2619 and encodes 872 amino acids.
AUGUCGAUGCCCCAAGCAGACUCCAAGGCUCCCAAAGUCUCCUCCCACCCCCUCUCCCACCUCCGCUCCAAGGUCGACAAGCUAUCCUCGGGCCUGUCACGUCUCGGCGUAGCGGUAUCGACGACAAUCAACCCAAAUCAUCGGCAUGAUGAGGAAUGGGAAAAGGAGGUGGAUGCCAAGAUGGAGGCGAUAAGGGAUGGACACAGGUUUAGGAGUUUCUCGGGCGAGAGGGAGGGGAAUUGCGUCAAGUGGCAUGUGGACGGGCAUGAUUACUUCUGGGCCUUGUCGGAGGUCAUUGACCAAGCGGAAGAGAGCAUCAUGAUUCUCGACUGGUGGCUCUCACCCGAGCUGCAGCUGCGCAGACCCGCUGCGCUCUUCCCGGAAUGGCGUCUUGACCGACUGCUCAAAAAGAAGGCAGAGCAAGGUGUCCGGAUAUACAUCAUGGUGUACAAGGAGGUGACAGCCUCUAUGGCUCUCUCAUCAAGCCACACCAAGCACGCCCUCGAAGACCUGCACGACAACAUCGCUUGUAUGCGCCACCCAGACCAUUCAGGCGGAGAGCUCGUCUACUACUUCUCACACCACGAGAAGGUCUGUAUUGUCGACAACAAGCUAGCGGCGAUGGGCGGUCUGGACGCGUGUUAUGGAAGAUGGGACACGAGGGACCAUCCGUUAGCGGAUGUGCAUCCUACCGAAUUCUACAAGAGCUUGUUCCCGGGUCAAGAUUAUAACAACUCCAGGGUGAUGGACUUCCAGACUGUCGAGAAGUACACAUCAAAUGCGCUGGCUAUCCAGACUACGUCCCGGAUGCCUUGGCACGAUACUUCGCUCACCAUCGUUGGACCUAGCGUCGUCGACCUAGUACAGCACUUCUGCGAGCGCUGGAACUUUGUCAAAAAGAUCAAGUACAAGCACGACCACCGAAUGGAAUGGCUUGCUCUACCCUCACCAUGGGAAGAUGUCCGUUCCGAACACACCGCCGACAAGGUCGCCCGUGACAAUGAGUUCCGGCUCAACCACCCGCACCUCGCCGAAUGGAAAGAAAAGGGACGGGCCCUGACGCACCCGUAUCACUGGCCGCCGUCUGAACAGCCGCGCGCGAGCGAGGAGGUUCCGGGCGGGACGUGUAGGGUGCAGGUAUUGAGGAGUGCAGCGGAUUGGAGUCAUGGGAUUUUGAAGGAGGAUAGUAUACAACAGGCGUAUAUUGGCAUGAUUCGGGAGGCUAAUCAUUGUAUCUACAUUGAGAAUCAAUUUUAUGAGCUGACUGGGUAUAGCAUCACGACCACUUCACCCGGUCAGCCGGUUCAGAAUAUGAUUGGUCUGGCUUUGGCCCAACGGAUCAUCUCCGCCGCACAGCAGGGUCGGAACUUCAAGAUCUUCGUCUUGAUCCCAGCAGUCCCUGCCUUCCCUGGAGAUAUUCGAGGCCAGUCUGGUCUCAAGGCGAUCAUGGAGGCUCAGUACAGGUCUAUCAAUCGUGGUGGGGAGAGUAUCUUUGAGAUGGUGCGGAAAGCUGGCUUCAAUCCGAACGACUACAUUACCUUCUGGAACUUGCGGAGCUACGACAGGAUCAAUAACCCCAAGACACUCAUCAAGGAGAUGGAGAAGAAGUCCGGCGUAUCCUUCCAUCAAGCCCAAGUCGCCCUCGCAAAAGUCUACGUCGGCGCGGACGAUGUAAAAGGAGGUGGUGAUCACGAAGUCGUCAAUAUUGAACAGCCGCAUGAUUCCGCUACGGGCGCGGAUCAGAUUGGGAAGAAGGAUACUGUGGAGAAGGCUGUUCCGUUGCCUGCUACGCUGGAGGAGGCAGAAGAAUUGAUCAAGCGUUUCCAGGCUGGUGGGGGCAAUGUCGAUCCGAAAGUAUCCGACAAUAUCUGCCAGCACGCGCUUCAGACGGGCAAGAAGCCGAUAGAUGAGCAUUGGGACGGGACGGAGCAGGAAGAGCUGGACUGUAUCGUAUCCGAGCUCUGCUACAUCCACUCCAAGAUCAUGAUUGUAGACGACCGCCGAGUCAUCUGCGGCAGUGCUAAUCUGAAUGACCGAUCUCAGAACGGAGACCAUGAUUCCGAGAUUGCGAUUCUGAUGGAGGACUCGGAUAUGGUGGAGUCUGUCAUGGAUGGGAAGAAGUACAUGGCGAGCAGGUUGGCGACUUCAUGGCGGAGGACUCUCAUGCGAGAACACAUCGGCCUCCUCCCCUCCCAACCCGCCUUCGACGGCCAAACCCAGCCCAACGACAACAUGCACCCCGUCCCCCUUCUCAACACGUACGACUGGUCUUCCCCCGAAGACCUCGCCGUCCAAGAUAUCCUCUCGCCCGAAUUCGAGCAUCUGUGGUUUACCACCGGUAAAACCAACCGGAGGGCCUUUGAGCGGAUAUUCCGUCCCGUCCCCAAUGACGCCAUUCGGAACUGGGAGGACUAUGCGGCGUACCUUAAACCGGCGGCGGGGAUUGCGACGGGCCAUGUGGCUAAUCCAGAUAUGAGCCUCCGGGAGGUUAAGGAGGAAUUGGGCAAGAUUCGGGGGCAUUUGGUGGAUAUGCCGAUGGAGUUUUUGGCGGACCUCAAGUAUAUGACGGAAGGAGAUUGGCUCGCAGUGAACAGAAUUACACUUGCGCUCUACGUAUAG